AUUUUUCACUCUUUACUCCCCUUCUUCCUUCUCCAUUUGCCCUAGCCGCCGCCUUCACUCCACUUUGCAGUCAGCCAUCGCAGACGUUCCUCGGGCCAGCUGAUACCGCCGGUGUUCAGCUCUCUUCCUCCUCAAUCUAUUUGCCGGCUUAAAAACCUAAAACAAAUCCGGAUGUAGGGGAAUUUGAUAAGGAAACGUCACAAAAAAAAAAAAAAAGAUUGCGUGAUGUUAUCUUCCUUUUUCAUUUUUUGAUUUUUUUCGCCCAAAAUUCUCUCCCAUUCUCACCGCUGCCGCCGACAUCGUAGCGAUUCUUUGUGGCGAUCUUCUCUGUACUUAACUGUAUCUACUCUAUCGCUUCCGUGAUUUGGAUUUGACUCUCGUUUCCGAUUUUUAGUAAAGCUCUCUCUGCUUUUUGUUAGCUUCGUCUCAUUGAAAAUCAUCUCUACAAGUUUCCGUUCUUCUAGUUCCUUUGAUCCAAGGGAAAUUACUGGACGCCAUCCAUUCCGUCCACCACCGCUAUCCUCUGCAAUGUCAGACCGCGACAGGCAACGAGGGAGGGAUCGCGAGAGAGACCGAGACCGAGAGCGUGACCGCGAAACGAAUCGCAGGCGAGACAGAGAUGUUCGCGACCGAGAGCGAGACAGAGACAGGGAACGGACGCGCAGCAAGAGAUCCCGCACUCCGGAGCGUACCCGAUCCCGUCACACGCGCUCUUCUACGCGUUCCCCUGACCGUGAACGGUACCGUUCACGCUCCCACUCUCAGGAACGCUCCGCCCACCGUCAUCACCGGCACCGGCACCGAACACCGUCAGAUGAACCCCCGAGGAAACGUCACCGCCACGAAAGCGAGGAAAGGGAGAAGGAUAGGCAAAAGGCAGUGUCGGAUUUUGUGGACGAGAUAGCUAAAGAGCAGCAGCAGAAGAAAGGAAACAAUGAGAAUGAGAAUGAGAAUGAGAAUGAGAAUGAGCAUGGGGAUGCAGGAGAGCAGGAUGAGAUGGAGAUGAUGAAGAAGUUAGGGAUUCCAGUUGGUUUUGAUUCCACCAAAGGGAAACAUGUACCUGGGACUGAUAUUAGUGGAGUUAGGACCGUGACUAAGCGGCAGCCCAGGCAGUAUAUGAAUCGAAGAGGCGGGUUUAAUCGUCCAUUGCCUGCUGAGCUCAACCGCUAGAAUUGAGUAAGGGGUGAAAGCAUUUUCAAGGUUAGGAUUUUUGUUAUUGUGACUGCUAAUGUGGAUGCUUUUUAGCGUUUCUUGUUUUCAUAUUUUUGUAAGUGAAUGCUUGUUGGUUUAUUGUGCUGGGAAUUAUUUUAGUUAUAUGGUUGUAUAUUUUAUUAGUAUCAGUCUUGCUAUACGGAAUACUAAUGUUGAAACUAACUAGCUCUAAGAAAAUUCAAGAUGUAUCACUCACUCAUGUUUUGUUCUAUUAGAGUUAUUGUGAAACCUAAGUUGUUUGUCUA
Molecule: messenger RNA, 1457 nt
Organism: Gossypium raimondii (Peruvian cotton)
Lineage: Eukaryota; Viridiplantae; Streptophyta; Magnoliopsida; Malvales; Malvaceae
Exons: 2
Coding region: 529-1170 (213 amino acids)
Biological process (GO): RNA splicing
Cellular component (GO): precatalytic spliceosome
Source: RefSeq, a predicted model, not a curated record